Styela clava is the source of this 2442-nucleotide messenger RNA. RefSeq lists its product as uncharacterized. Gene Ontology annotation, cellular component: plasma membrane. The record is from RefSeq and is a predicted model, not a curated record. NCBI's taxonomy places the organism in Eukaryota, Metazoa, Chordata, Ascidiacea, Stolidobranchia, Styelidae. Gene Ontology annotation, molecular function: GTP binding; calcium channel regulator activity; GTPase activity.
UUCUGUGCAGUUUAUCUUAAUUCUAGUAUUACUUUUUAAUACACACACAUUUUUAAGUGUUCUACGGGAUAUCGUUUCUUGAUUUGUUAAGCGAGUUUAAAAUGGUCCAAACUAUGGACACACAAUUACUUCUUCCUGCUUCCUCGUGGGAAGAUGACAAUAGACAUACCAUGUUGUCACGAUCACCAAGCAACAAACCUUCAAUCGUCCUUGACGAUGGAAAAUGCGUGAUGCAAGCCAUGAAUAACGCUGUUGCUUAUCGAAAGACUGAUUGUGAAUCGAUUGAUGAAAUAUUGAAAUAUUGCGGCAGUAACCCAUCAUCGCCUGUCGGUGUGUCAACACCUCGAUUAGGAGUGCGAGCUUUGCAAUUGGGAGGUGGACUGAACGUUCCUGGUGCUGCUGGAAAUGUUCCUUAUAUGCCGCCUCUUAGAUCACCAAGGUUGAUAUACAGCGAAAAAUCUCCAGACAAGGAAGCUGAACAAAACCGAUUCAAAUUUCCCGCAAAAGCUGGUUCUGAAAAGCGACGCAGACCAAAGAGACGAUCACAGCGAACGAAUACAACACCCAUUUUAGGAAGAGCUGCUAAAAAUUGUUUUCUGUUGGGAGCUUUCAAUAAAGAUUACAGCGUUGAAAGCGUUUCUACUGCGCUUUUGCAAGACGAUCAGGAAAGUAGUGAAAUGUUCAUGUCAACAUACACAGUAGUGAUCUUAGGAGAGUUGAGUGUAGGAAAGUCUGCAUUGUGCAGAAAGUUUUUCCGCUCUGGCAUAAAGGCAGACGCUGAAAACAAUAAAUCAAAGAGAAAUGGCGGAACAGUGCCUCAGUACGACGAAGAUGAAGAUGACGAUGAAUUUAUGGAUUCAUAUAUGGAAGAAACACAAGACGAUGCAACACCACGAUCUGAUAGUCAUCAUAUAUAUGAAAGGCCUGUAACAGUCGAUGGUCAGUGUACAAGGAUACGGAUUUUGGACAUAAACGCCGAGAAACACAGAAUGGAAUGCGAAGAUGUUGGAGAUUUCGAACCUUAUUUACACACUGGAGAUGCCUACAUUUUGGCGUACGCAGUAACAGAUAAAGGGACAUUUAAAACAGUUUCCCAAAUCUUAUCUCGCAUGUCACAAUUUCAUGCUGAAAGAAUGUCUUCUCUGCCAGUGAUAAUUGCCGGGAACAAAUGUGAUUUAGUGCGCAGAAGACAAGUCGCCACAACAGAUGGCGUAAGACUUGCUGCAAGGCACGGAGCCAAGUUUAUUGAAACGUCGGCAUCACUGAAUCAAAACGUUUCAAAGCUAUUUGAAGGAGUUAUUCAACAAAUUCGUUUGCGUCAGUGUACUGGCGAAGACGGCGAAGAAGAAGUUCCAUUGACAGACAUGAGUGCAAAGAAACCACUAUCCCACUCGCUGAGUGACGACAGCGAACGUCAGAGACGAUGUACGCCACCAACAAUGGCAUCUCUCGGAUUACCUGGUGGCGUCGCCAGUGGAACACAGACUCGCCGCAAAUCUUUAGACGCACUGCGCAAUAGUCGACUUGACUUUUCAGCGUCAUCCGCUCAACCGGAAACCAGUGGUUUAUCUACUGGAGCUUCGAACGAAACAUCAGGUUAUACGAAGCGACUAAGUCGAUGCUUAUCAAAAAUCUUACAUCGCAGAGAUAAAGGCGAAAAAGCUCGUAAAAGCAAAUCAUGCCAGGACCUGUCAGUGCUAUAAAUUGUUUUACCAAUUUAUUAAAUGUUGUUUCAUUUUGAUGAUUUUUUAUGAGAUUCAACUACUACUUUUGUAGUUGGUCAUGGAAGUUUCCCAUAGCUAGCCGGGCAUAGCUAUAUUGAGUGUCAAGUACCAUUUCACGAACGAACUGGUUUUCCACCUACAUCCUAACUUGUUCAUAUUAUCUAUUUUCUCGUUCUUGAAUCAAAUAGAAAUUGAUUUCAGUAUAUAUUAGGUCCAAUUAAAUAAUGUAGUUCUUUGUGAUGCAUUUCACACAUUUUUCCCAACAAUGCAGCAGUCGCUUGGAUAUAAGUUAAGUUGGAAUGCUGCUGAAUUUUGAGUAUGACUACCUAAUUUCGAAUUACUCAGGAAAACGGUGUGGUAAAGGUUUGAAUAACAAACUGAGUAACCCAGUGAUAGAUCUUUCGCUUAAGACUGCAACUGUGCCACCGCAACCUAAUAUGAUUUUAGUUAGUUUUUAUUUUGCAUUCGUUGCCGAAAGAUCACAUAUUCAAAUAUCUACCCUGAUGAUUCAUGGUUAGUUUAAUUGCGGGACAAAAAUAAAACUCCAUAUAAAAUGAAAUGCAUAUUAUAGGGACAUUUGUAUAUAUUAUUACCGACACCUGUACAUACUGGGAUAACCAAAUGUUUAAUCUUAGCACAUUUCUAUUUGAUAAUUUUUUCUGUAUAUAAAAUUGUCUACCAACGUACCAUAAAACCAAUAAAACUUGACCCGAAUUGG